AUGGAAUUCAGAUCCAAAUCAUGUAGGAGUAAGAGUCUGCAGAUUGAAAACUACAACGGAAGAAGGGUGGCCCCAACAAGUAUGCAAGAUUUGAGGUCUUACAAUUACAGUGCAAGUUAUGGUGGUUCUGCAUAUCCAUGCAAGAUAGGUAAGGAAAAGGAAGUGAAGGUGGAUAAAGGGAAAAACAUAGCUAAUAAAGUAUCAAAAAGUUCAAGCUUCAGUGACCCUGAGUUGCAGAGGAAGAAGAGAGUGGCUGGCUAUAAAAUAUAUUCUGUUGAAGGAAAAAUGAAAGGCUCCCUGAGGAAGAGUUUAAGGUGGAUCAAGAACACCUGCACAGAAGUUGUUCAUGGAUGGUGGUGAUUAAUUGGUAUAUAGUUUAUGCAUAAUACAAUAACAUACUCCUUUAUUAUUUUUGUAUUCUCUUAUGAUUUACUUGUUUUAAGGUGGAUGUUAAA
Molecule: messenger RNA, 455 nt
Organism: Vigna radiata var. radiata (mung bean)
Lineage: Eukaryota; Viridiplantae; Streptophyta; Magnoliopsida; Fabales; Fabaceae
Exons: 1
Coding region: 1-360 (119 amino acids)
Source: RefSeq, a predicted model, not a curated record